AUGGAAAUGUUGAUAGGGGAAGACGUCUACAUUUGGUGUCAAAGAAAAGGGGUGAACCCUAACAGACGUAUAGGGGUGGGAGGAGACUUCUCGAAUGUCACUGCUGAAGUUGUAUUAAGGACAGUGGCCACUCUAUACAGGGUAAUUGGGCCCAGGAUAGUGGAUAAACGAGAUGGGGAACUAGGAGAAAAGGUUGCCAUGCUAGUUGAGACUGAAAGAGAGUUAGACAUCAACUUGAUCCCACUUAUGAUAAUGGCUGAUGAAGAGACUGGGAGAAGAUGGUCUAUCAUUGGACCAAGGGCUAGAGAUGAUGGGGAUCCUAUGUCAGGGGAAUUACCAUUGAAUGUGUCUGAGAGAGGUGACGUUGGGAGGGAGAGCAGUACUCCUGCCCAGGUAGAUGGAGGACAAUUUGAGACUAUGGAAGACCGAAUAGUAUCGCAGCUGGAACGAUGGCACUAUGAGGGGAGCUACCGAAGACUGAGAAUAUUUUCUGGCAUCGUACCAGUACCUACAGGAGAAGAGGCAUAUGAAGCCUGGAAGGAAGCCACCAUCCAACAAGCUGAGGAGUGGCAGUGUCCAGACAAAAUAAAGCGGCAACGGGUAGUGGAGAGUUUGCUGGGCCCUGCUAUGGGAAUAGUGCAGGCGGCCAGACGAAGUAACCCCAACGCCACUCUAGAGACUUACUUAGAAGCAUUAGACUAUGCAUACGGCACAUUAGAGGACGUAGGUGUUCUUAUGUCCUGA
This is a messenger RNA of Pseudophryne corroboree (corroboree frog), 744 nucleotides long. Its product is annotated as paraneoplastic antigen Ma3-like. The coding region runs from base 1 to 744 and encodes 247 amino acids. The record is from RefSeq and is a predicted model, not a curated record. Lineage: Eukaryota; Metazoa; Chordata; Amphibia; Anura; Myobatrachidae. The transcript has a single exon.